Cooperia oncophora is the source of this 573-nucleotide messenger RNA. NCBI's taxonomy places the organism in Eukaryota, Metazoa, Nematoda, Chromadorea, Rhabditida, Trichostrongylidae. The record is from the annotation of a GenBank genome assembly.
AUGUUGGCUGAAGAUUUCGAUCUCUACCUCUCUGGAGGACAAUCAACAAUGUUCUUCAUAUGUCAUUUAAUGGCCAUUAUUCCUCCUGUCAUACUGUACACGUGGACGAUAACUAUACUUGUGAAACGACGUCGUUUAAUGACAGCGAGCAAAACCCUCACGCGCACUCUGAAUAGCCGGGUUGAAAGCAGGCUUCUCUUGCCGUGCAUCAUCAAUAUGGCGGUGUUCAUAGUCGGUCAGGUGGUGAUCACUAUUGGAACGGGUGAAGGGAAAUGGGCAGGAUUUACUGUGAUGCUCGUGUUUUGCAGUAAUUCAGCACUUAAUCCUAUACUGCUCCUUGUUUGCUCAAAAUCCAUCAGAAGGCAUGUGCAGAAAGCUGUUGGAUACAAGAAUCUAGGGUUUACUUCGGAAAUGUUCACAUCAACAAUUUACCAGUAUGCCACUAAUUUCAAUCUCAAAAACCCGUUGGCUGUCCGAAGCAAAACGAACAUACUGAUACCCAGUCCAGCGAUGAGCGCUCAGAUUCAAAUCUGUUUGAGCCCGACAAGUUCCGAAUCUUCCACACACGUGUAG